AUGCACUGUACUUUAGAGCUCUGCGCCAGAACGUUUACAACGCCUUACUACGACAACUUUAGUGCAGCACCGCUAGUCGGGCCUCGCACAGCACUGGUGACGACCAGAGAUGGCACUACCGAGGGCAAUGCUGCUAGUGCAUUUAUUGGGUUGGAGCCGGCCAGUCCAGGUCAACUGCCCGAAGAGACAAAGUUCAGGAUCAACUACUGCAACUACAAAGACAUCGCUAAAUACCUGGUGGACCUAUUUACAACGUCCAUGAGCACUACUGGAGUGGUGGGAACAACCAACGACAGCUCUACAUCUGGGACCAACCAACAGAUUCGUCAACGCAUUACGCCAGGACUAGGUUUGGCUUUUAGUCAGUUCGACAACAUAGCAGAGCUCAUGGAUGAGGUUGCCAACAGCAUGACGGAGGCGUUCCGAACGUCGGCCAAUAACACAGUCCUCGACGGUGUGGCGAUGAGCAGUGUCACGUACAUUGAGAUCACCUGGCCACCACUAAUCCUCCCUAUCAGUUUAGUUCUCAUGACAUUUACGAUACUCAUAGUCAUGAUCAUCCGCAACAAUCAGCGCGGGAUGCCUAUAUGGAAAAGCUCGAGUUUGGCGUUGUUAUUCCAUGAGCUUUCAGGCUGGGAUAGCUCUAAAACUACGGCCACCGGUCCUGAAGAAGUGGAAGAGCGGGCGAAGAGCAUGCGCACAAGGGUUACGAAUGGUGGCGGAAAGCUGUUGUUCUCUAAGGCAGACAGUACUACCAUCGCUGGGGUGGUGACCCUGAGAAUAGACAAUGUCCCCAUUCAUAUCAUCGGUGGAAACUCCGACAAUUCGGAAUCGGAGCGUAAUACCACGAGCGAUGACCUGUCUGGAGACGAGACCGAUGGAAGUGGCGACUUCCCUGAGGCCAUUGGUGUUGAUAUUUCGGUGCCAUCUCCACCAGUUAGUUCGACCGGGCAAUAUCCUAUGGGACAAUCAGAGUCGGAAAGUCCCUCCAACAAUAAUGGAGAGCCUGAUCAACAGCUUGAGACUGCGUCUCAUUCAUCAUCUCCAGCAUCUCAGAUUAGUGGUCAAAUAUCAAAUUUCCCUGGUCAGCAAGCCCAGGUCCAGAUCCAUGGUCAUGGGGUUCAGUCGGAGACCGGCAUAGGCACUUUGCCAUCAGGCGCUCCCGAUUCAUUCAUCUCCCAGGAGUCUGCAAAUGAAGGCUUUGGUCAAGUUUUCCAGUCUGAUGCCGCAGAGAGCGCAAUGCCCUCACACAAUGGCACACAGUCUGCGUCUGGGGCUGCCACGACUGGGGGACAGGGCUCAGCCGCCACCUACUCGACGCAGGAGUCACUACCGGGAUACGUGCAGCAAUUUCCUGUGUCGCAGCCAGGGUACGAGCAGGGUGGACAAAUUUCGUUAUUUCCUUCAGAUGGAAAUGCUCCCUACGACGAUCAGCAUCGGAAUCCCGCGCCAUCGGGGCCACCAGCCUUUUUACCCGGCAAUGGCAAUCGUCGGUUUUCCAAUCAUCUCAGCCUGAAUUCUGGGACUUCGUACCCGGUUAUGGACAGCGACAACCAGCUACAGCCAGGCUGGAGGGCAAACGCGAUUGGCGAUGCGUCUGGCGGUAGUUCAUUUUCAGCUCCUGUUGGGACGAAGCCCCCGUCAAGUCAGGGACUGCCUCUAGGCGCCCCGACUUAUGCGGCAUCUGAACAACAGCCUUCAGUGCCUGCUUUCACCACUACCGGAGGAUGGGCUCCGAAGAAGUCAGACUUUGAUGCCGACUCUUGCGGUGUUCCUAAUGCUGAAAUGAAUCGCAAAGGGCAGGCCCAAGAUGCAGGGCACAUGUCAGCCGCUCAACCGGGGCCGUUCUCCAACCAAGUCGUAUCUCCAUCGUGGCCAGUGGAAACUGGACAGGGAAACAAUCAGAGCUACCUUUCUCCGACUACUGCGCAAGCCCUCGAGUCUUCGUACGAUCCAUGGGCACCACAGACAGGGGCUUCAAAUCCGUCGAAGACAGACCCGUGGGAAGGAGCACAGACUACAGGCAUGGGCAAGCCGAAUUCAGCCUGGGAUUCCCAGGCUGAGCCCAUGUAUCCUGGCCCAUCAGCAAAGCCUUAA
Molecule: messenger RNA, 2097 nt
Organism: Colletotrichum aenigma
Lineage: Eukaryota; Fungi; Ascomycota; Sordariomycetes; Glomerellales; Glomerellaceae
Exons: 3
Coding region: 1-2097 (698 amino acids)
Source: RefSeq, a predicted model, not a curated record